AUGUCUCUGAUGCUAUCUGACAACCUUGCUCCUCAGCCUGUAACUGAUGUCUUCACCGAUGAUACCAACAUUGACCGUCGGAAGUGCCACCGCACUGUACCUAUGAAGGUACUGGCCCUUGGUGUUGGCCGUACCGGCACUGCUUCCCUGCGCAAGGCUCUCGAGCGUCUUGGCUACACCAAGUGCUACCACAUGAUGUGCGCCAGUGUUGAGAACCCACCCGACUGCCUGAUGUGGCACGAUGCUCUCAACGCAAAGUACAACGGCAUGGGCGAGUUUGGUCGCAAGGAAUGGGAUCAGCUCCUGGGUGACUGCCAGGCUGUCUGUGACUGGCCUGCCUGUGCUUUCGCCAAGGAGUUGAUUGAAGCCUAUCCCAACGCAAAGGUCAUCUUGACUACCCGUGAUGUCGACCCAUGGCACGCGUCCGUGAUGAAGACUGUCUUCUGGCGUGUUAGCGACCCGGAGCACAAGCUUGUCUCUGGUUUCAGCUGGGCCGCUGGCAUGUACUACCCCAUGUUGGACAAGUUCUUUGAGACUUUCUUCCGUGGCGAUUUCCCCAAAUAUGGAAAGGAGGUUUACAACGAUCACGUCGCCGAAGUCCGGAGCCUAGUUCCCGCCGAGCGUCUCUUGGAAUACAACAUCAAUGACGGCUGGGCUCCUUUGUGUGAAUUCCUUGAGGAAGAGGUUCCUGACCACCCCUUCCCCCGCGGCAACGACAUGGCCGACUUCUAUAAGCGCUGCAGCACUCGCAACCGUCAUCAGAUGAUGAACGCUGCUCUACAUGCUUUUACUAUGGGCAGUGCUAUCCUGGCAACUGGUUUCGCUGUCACCAUGGCCUUCAAGCGCUUCAGUCGGUAG
This is a messenger RNA of Penicillium taxi, 858 nucleotides long. RefSeq names its product sulfotransferase family protein. Bases 1 to 858 code for a protein of 285 amino acids. The record is from RefSeq and is a predicted model, not a curated record. Lineage: Eukaryota; Fungi; Ascomycota; Eurotiomycetes; Eurotiales; Aspergillaceae. The transcript is spliced from 3 exons.